This is a messenger RNA of Schistocerca serialis cubense, 867 nucleotides long. RefSeq lists its product as uncharacterized. NCBI's taxonomy places the organism in Eukaryota, Metazoa, Arthropoda, Insecta, Orthoptera, Acrididae. The coding region runs from base 231 to 602 and encodes 123 amino acids. The record is from RefSeq and is a predicted model, not a curated record. The transcript has 3 exons.
AGCGGACUAACUGAAUAGCUCCUCGGCGGUGAUUGGUGCGCGCACUUACGAGCCAAGUUUUAAUGUAUUUACAGCAUCUACGGUUGUGUCCGCGGCUCGUGGUCUUGCGGUAGCGUUCUCGCUUCCCGUACACGGGGUCCCGGGUUCGAUUCCCGGCGGGGUCAGGGAUUUUCUCUGCCUCGAGAUGAGAAGGGAGGUCGUUCACAUGUAUCAAGAACAGAAGAGGACCCAUGAUUGAAACCUGUGGAACACCUAAUGCAAUUUCACCCCAGUUAGAUGAAGUGGCAAACUUAUUUAAAUCACUUGACCCACAUAAGGAAACUUUUUGCUUCCUGUUCUGUAGGAAAUGUUUUGGGGUUGCUGCUAAUGAAAACACAGCAAGACCGACAGGAGGAGCCCGUGAACAAACAAGACGGAUGAACGGGAAUGGAAGGACAAGCACAAUGACAGACAACCGAGCAAGACACCAAGAUCAACAACAAAGUAUUAAGCAACAGGGUCACAAGAGACAACCUCAUGAAAUCAAAACAAUGCCUGCUUGUAAAACGGGAAGUAAGCACACACAAUGUAAACAAGAUGCCUGUAAGCAAGAUAUCAACUGAAUCAACAUGAGUACCAGACUGCCUCACUGAGUGAGAUGCAGCUGCCUAAAUACAUGGCAGGGUAUGUCACUAUUGGCCGCUGAGACCAUGUGCUCCAUAGUGGCGCCCUCACGUUAGAUUUGGGCCCAGGAGUGCAUGCAGCCACAGCUUAUGGCGCAACUGCUGCAGCGACCUCUAGUGGUCAUAGAGUUCCAUGCCGUCUGGCAGGGAUUAAAAAAUCGUGGUGCUCGGUAUCAGACAUAGUGCACGAGUUUGGUUUUUUUAA